Molecule: messenger RNA, 2446 nt
Organism: Saprolegnia parasitica CBS 223.65
Lineage: Eukaryota; Oomycota; Saprolegniomycetes; Saprolegniales; Saprolegniaceae
Exons: 9
Coding region: 20-2446 (808 amino acids)
Cellular component (GO): plasma membrane
Molecular function (GO): volume-sensitive chloride channel activity; intracellularly calcium-gated chloride channel activity
Source: RefSeq, a predicted model, not a curated record
CGAGAUUCGCCGAGACCUCAUGGCCGUCCGAGUCCUCGCCGCUGUGGCCAUCGCCGCAGCCUGCGUGCAUGGGCAGAGCUGGCCGCCCGCGAACCAGUGCUCGGCCACCGGCUUUGCCACGUGGGCGACGCAGUGCCCGAGCCUCUUGGCAACCAACGCGCCGACCAAAGUGACGCAGCCGCAAACAGGCAGCCUCAAGGCGACGAACCUCUCGACGCUCGACACGCUCGACCAGGCGCGCGUCGUGCUGCAGGGCCGCUCGGCCGUGCAGGCCAUGGACGGCCUCCGGUCCGAGUCCGCGUCCUGGUACAAUACAUCGCUCACCAACAUGAUGAUUGCGUUCUGCCACCUCACGUCGACGGCGGCCGACCUCACGCGCUGCGUGCCCAACACGAGCACGAACGCGGCGCGCGACCGCAACAACGCGUGCAUCGUCGUCCCGGGCAACGGCUCGUGCGCGGCGCUGCCCGGCCAAUGCGAGCGCCUCGCCAACUGCCUCUGGCCGACGCCCAACCCAAAUAUUAGCCCGCGCCAGCCGCGCUUUUCGCAAGCCCAGAUCGACACGGCGCUGUCCUGGAUCCAGGAAACGUAUGCCGAGUCGCUUGUUCCGUACGCAGCGCCAGGGGUCACGCUGGCGGUGCUCACCUUCUUCGGUUUUGUUGGCUUUUUCGUGCUGCGCUGCGUUUGCAACAAGUGCGGCGGCCGAGACCCGAUCGAGCGAGGCUACACGUGGUGCGCUGUCUUGAUUCCCGGCGUCAGCUUUUUUCUCUUCUCGCUCGCGAUCUUCAUCUGCAGCGUCGCCGCGUACAUUCAAAACAACAGCGUCACGGCGCGGAUGCACGACUUGUUUGCAUCGCUCAACGAAGUGCUCGCCAACGCGCAGAUCUACGCCAAGAAUCUCCUCACACCACUCAACGCAAUCGAAACCAGCCAGGCGACGACCGUCGCGGCCAUGAAGGGGGCCCUCGGCAGCACCGACUGGAUCGUGUCGGGGGCCAAGGCCCUGCAGACCAUGGGCGCAGCGAUUGACUCGACCUACACGACUGCGUUCCCGACAACGUGCGUGGACAGCGACAAGGUGUGCCUCACGUGUCCAGCGGCUCUCUGCGGCACCGCGACUGUCCAAGCCCGCGCCAUUACGGCCGCGAUGGCAACGACCGCAUCGCAGCUCGAUGCGACCUUCCAACUCGCGCGCGCGACCAUGUACGACGGCUCGGCGACGCUCUUCAACGCGAUCAACACGGCGCAGUUCAACCUCGACGUGCUCGCGUCUGCCACCAACAACUCGAACGCGGCCGUGAGCACCGUGCAGACGUCGUUUGACGAGAUCUCGUACGGCCGGUCGGGGCUCGUGCUGUGCAUCUUUAUCCUCGGACUCUUCGUGUCGCUCCUCGGCAUGAUUGGCUUUGCGCGUGGCGUGUGCAAGAACAACUCGAAGAUGGUCCACCUCCUGCAUGUGAGCUGGAUCCUCGGCGUCCUGCUCUGCAUCAUCAGCUUUGUCGUUGCAUCGCUUCUGAUCGCAGUCUCGGCGCUCUGGUACGACGGCUGCAAGUACCUCGACAUGAUUGUCACCAACAUGGCCCCGUACUUUUCCGCGGAAACCUCGAGCAUCCUCACGUCGUGCAUUCAAGGCACAAGCACGCUCGCGGCACUGCAGAUGACGCCGGCGUACACGGCCUCGUGUGGCCUCUUUGAACGUCUCUCGGUCGCCCAGAGCGUGGCGCCACUCACGACGUUUCAGCAGCUCCAGAACAACCCGAUCACGGUCUACGGUCUCAGCGACUUUGGCUACUCGGCGGACAUCCAAGCAUCCCUGCUCUCGGAGGCUCUCCGCGACAUGCCGCCGCAGAAAGUGACGGCGACGAACGUCGGUCAGCUCGAGACACCGUGGGAGCUCUACGAAACAACGCUCGCGAGCGCGGAUUGCAAGGCCGACGAUGCGGAUCCGGCCAUGUGCUUUAUGCUGAAAAAGUGCAAUGCAGGCUCGUCGUGCCUCGUCGCAUUCCAGGACGCCCGCAUUUACGCCAAGGCGGCGGUCAAGAUCCAGAGCAACCUGUACAUGAUGAACCAAGACUACCAAGGCAACACCAACUACAACAACUCCAAGGGAUGGCCGGGCGGCAGCCAAAGUCUUUUGAACGCCGGUCUGUCGUAUGCGACCAAGCUCAACGCGUUUGUGACGACGCAGCUGCCGCCUUUGACCAAGCUCAGUGUGUGGAGCCAAAUCAACGCCGUUGAGUGCACGAGCAACGAAGGCUGCUCGUGGAUCAACCAAGAGUACGCGAUCGUCCACGACUUGCUCUGCCAGGAUCUGCUCGGGCUCUGCCUCAACAUUGCCCUCUGCGUCUUCCUCGUCGCGCUAUUCCUACUGCCGCUGGCGGUCUGCGGCAUUCUAUUGCAGAAGCGCCUCCGGGGCAUCCGCGGCGCAACGCUAUUACGCAUCUGA